ACACCAAAGCAGGCAUACUUGUAUCAAAGUCAGAACCCAUAGGAUUGGACACUAUGGGCACCAUUCUGGAUGCUCUCACUUCGAAAUUUUUGACAAAGCUGGUUCAACUUAUUGAAAACGAGGUUGUAAUGAUGCUAAGCAUCAAAAAGGAUAUCAAGAGGCUGAAGAAAAACCUGGAACACUUCAGCGCUGUUCGUGAGGACGCCGAAGCUCUGGCCAUGGAAGAUAGACGGAUAGAGGCAUGGUGGAAGAACAUGAGGGACGUUAUGUUUGAUGUUGAUGUCAUCAUAGAUCUUGUUAUGGUUCAUUCACAGAAGCUUUUGCUGCCACCUAGAUCGGUAUAUUGCAAUCAGUCUAUGGUCUCUUGUUUUGGAAAGCUUUCAUUUGAUCCCAAGGUGGCUAGAAGAAUUAAGGACAUAAAUGAUAAGCUUGAUGAGAUUAAAAUGAACACAGAGAUGUUCAACCUGGGUAGAACAAGUUGUCAACAAUUUCAAGUAACAUUUGUGGAUAGAAAUAAGACAUCUCCUGUUGAUGAACUAGAGGUUGUCGGAAAACAGAUCAAACAGUCCGUUGAUGACAUGGUACAAAUUAUUGUCAGUAGCUUCCACGAGAAUAGGUCAAGCGUUUUGGGGAUCCAAGGGAUGGGAGGCAUCGGUAAGACGACACUAGCUCAGAAGAUAUAUAAUGAGCAGGUGAUAAGAGAGGAAUUCCAAGUUCAUAUAUGGUUAUGCAUUUCUCAGAGCUAUACAGAGACCGGGUUGUUAAAGCAGGCAAUACGAAUGGCUGGAGAAAAGUGUGAUCAAUUAGAGACCAAAACCGAGCUUCUGCCACUUUUACUGGACACUAUCAAAGGAAAGAGUGUAUUUCUUGUGCUGGAUGAUGUGUGGAAAUCUGAUGUAUGGAUUGAUCUUCUUCGAUCGCCUUUCAUGAGAGCCUCGAAUUGCCAUGUCCUUGUCACCACAAGAAAUCAUGAUGUUUUGGCAGAAAUGCAUGCAACAUAUACUCACCAAGUAAACACAAUGAAUUAUGAUGAUGGCUUAGAGCUGCUUAUGAAGAAGUCCUUCCAGCCUUACGAGCAAAUAAGUGAAUUCAAGAAUGUUGGGUAUGAAAUUGUAAAGAAAUGUGAUGGUCUUCCUCUCGCUAUCAAGGUUGUUGCAGGUGUCCUAUCUACCAAAAGAACAACUCUGGAAUGGAAGAGCAUCCGAGAUAGCAAAUGGUCCAUUCACGGACUCCCAGAGGAACUCGCAGGCUCCCUGUAUUUAAGUUACAGCAACUUACCCCCUGAACUUAAACAGUGCUUUCUCUGGUGUGCAUUGCUGCCUCCUAAUUUUGAAAUCCGUCGUGAUGCUGUAUCUUACUGGUGGGUGGCCGAAGGUUUUGUGAGGAAAGAGCAUGAGUUAUCAAUUCAUGAAAUAGCUGAAGAGUAUUACCUUGAGCUAGUUAGGAGGAAUCUUCUUCAGCCAAUACCAGUGUUCGUGGACAAGGGUGUGUCAACGAUGCACGAUCUAUUGAGGUCACUUGGACAAUUUCUAACAAAGGACCACUCCCUUUUCAUAAAUGGACAAAGUAAUGGUGCCAUGUCAAAUCUGCGCCGCUUAGGUAUAAGUGAUGCUGUAGAAGAAAUACCCUCUCUAGAAGAGCACAAGUGCUUGAGGAGCCUCCUACUUUUUAACAACAAGAACUUCAAGUCAGUCGACAAGGACAUUUUCAGAAAGCUUCAGCAUAUCCGUGUCUUAGUUCUCAGUCGAACAAGCAUCCAAAACAUACCGGAGUCACUGGGAAGGUUGGUGCUAUUAAGGUUGCUAGAUCUGAGCUAUACGGAAAUUAACAAACUUCCAGAUUCCACAGGUAGCCUCAUCAGCCUUGAAUACCUCUCGUUGCUUGGUUGCCGCCAAUUGGAUAGCCUACCAGCAGGUCUGAUGAGACUGACUAAACUAAGUUUUUUGUGGCUAGAGCAUACUGCAAUUGAUCAUGUUCCAAAAGGCAUUGCAAAGUUUCAGCAGCUCUACGGCCUAAAAGGAGUUUUCGAGAGUGGGACUGGAUUCAAAUUAGAUGAGUUGCGAUACCUUCCCAAUAUCCAACGUCUGUGGAUUGAGAAGCUAGAGAAAGCUGCACCAGGAGGUGAUCUUGUACUUAAGGACAGCCAUAAUCUUAGAGAACUGGGACUGUGCUGCACAGUGGCUAGUACUCAAGAGAUAAUUCGGUACCAGAUUCAUGAGGUUGAGAGAAUUCAGCAAGUCUAUGAUAUGCUUAUUCCAUCACCAAGCCUAGAAUAUAUUUUUGUUGUUGCAUUCCCUGGUACAGUGUUCCCAGGAUGGCUAGGUUCAAAACCAGAGCUUACUAUGCCCAAUUUGCGUCAUAUGCACCUGAAUGUGUGCAUAUCAUGUUUAGAGCUUCCACCCGCAGGCCAGAUGCCACACCUACAAGUUUUUCAGAUUGAAGGUGCCGAUGCUAUAGAGAGCAUUGGCACGGAAUUCCUGGGUAGAGGAGUCGGAAGUCCAACAGUCUUUUUCCCAGAGCUUGAACUACUUCACAUCACUCGCAUGUGCAGUUUGCAAAGUUGGUCCCUCGACACUGGGAAUCCCUGUGAUAUUAUGGAGGGCAAUCUUCCACAGUUUCUGAUGCCUAAACUUAAGCGGCUGCUACUUGUUGAUUGCCCAAAACUGAGAGCUCUCCCUUCGGUUUUGUUGAUUAACCUGACGAGAAUCCACAUUGAAGAUGCUCAUGAGCUGAAAGAUGUUGUGGACCUUCCUGCAGUUGUGUGGCUCAAGCUGAAGAACAACUCGAGUUUGAGGAGGAUCUCCAGCCUAGGGAGGCUGCAGGACCUGCUUGCGCAGGACUGCCCAAUGCUGGAUCAAGCAAACAACCUGUGGUCGCUGAGACGAGUGUAUAUGAUUGACUGUAUGCGUGCCCAAGAAUUCAGGAAUUGUCUCACGGAAGAAGAACAAGGAAUCCUGUUCCAUGUUGCCACAGAUGGACGUAAUAUCUUCCCAGAUGAAACUCUCUACAAUUAAACAGGUUUAUAGCACCAGCGCUGGGCGCAUUAUGUCACGAUUGAGCAGCUGCUUAGGGAUUCAGCAAAAGCAUUCAUCAUACCAUGAAGCCUCGGAGCACAAUGGAUGUUUGAUCGUAUUCAGACAACAAAAGGUCUCUGUUCGUUGAAUUCUGGAGUGUGAUGUUAUUGUUCUUUCCAUCGCUUAGAAUUCUGGAGUGUGAUUGUUAUUGUCCUUUCCAUCGCUUAUUUCCUUCGUGCGUGUUCAUGUGGGGUCAGGUUAAUAUUCACUUGGGCUGCCUACAGAGAAUAGAUAAGGUAGUCAGCAAAAAUGGCAUGAUAAACUUGAAGCUGAUGCUAGCCAGUUGCAAUUGCUGCAUUUUUUAUUCCAUCAGCAAGUUGU
Lolium rigidum is the source of this 3395-nucleotide messenger RNA. Its product is annotated as putative disease resistance protein RGA3. Gene Ontology annotation, biological process: defense response to other organism. Bases 54 to 3014 code for a protein of 986 amino acids. The record is from RefSeq and is a predicted model, not a curated record. The transcript has 3 exons. Gene Ontology annotation, molecular function: protein binding; ADP binding. Lineage: Eukaryota; Viridiplantae; Streptophyta; Magnoliopsida; Poales; Poaceae.